AUGGAGGAAUAUAGUGCUACUACUGUAGUACAAACGAACUUGGAGCCUAUCAUGCAGAGAGCCACGACAUGGUCCCCACCACCACGAUCUUUGUUUAAAAUAAAUGUUGAUGGUGCGGUAGCUAAAGCAACAAGGAAGGCAGGUGUGGGUGUGAUUGUUAGAGACGAGUUGGGUAGGGUGGAGGCUGCAAUGUGCAGAAACUUGGAUGCUCCCUUAGGUGCCAUUGAGACCGAAUCCAAGGCUAUUGAGGCAGGGUUGCUAUUCGCACAAGAUAUCAAUAUCCUGGACAUUGUGGUGGAAAGUGACUCUUUAAUCAUGGUCCAAGCUCUAAAUGGAAUCUCUGCUCCUCCUUCUGCGGUCUCCGUAGUUAUACAAGGCAUUCUGGAUCUCAGCAAAGGCUUCCGUAGGGCAGAAUUUUCUCGCGUUAAAAGACAAGGGAAUAGGUUGGGUCACGCGUUAGCAAAACAUGCUAUUCAUAUUGAAUUCAAAUCUUCUGUCCCAUUUUUCCUGCUCUACUCUAUACUCCACCAAUAA
Messenger RNA from Quercus lobata, 534 nucleotides. RefSeq lists its product as uncharacterized. Gene Ontology annotation, molecular function: nucleic acid binding; RNA-DNA hybrid ribonuclease activity. The record is from RefSeq and is a predicted model, not a curated record. Lineage: Eukaryota; Viridiplantae; Streptophyta; Magnoliopsida; Fagales; Fagaceae. Bases 1 to 534 code for a protein of 177 amino acids. The transcript has a single exon.